AAUGGUAAAAUGCCUGUGUGUGAGGAGACGCGCAGACGGAUUCUUUUUAGGAUGUGCGCUUUAGCCCACAGCAAAUGGUUCUUCACCGGAUGCUAGGGGAGCUACACAGCUAAAGCAAGCAGACAGCAUUCAGCCUAACUGGAUCAUGGCUUUAAGGUGGGAGAGAAGAUGUAGGUGAGGAUUCGCAGGGGGGAAGAGAAGCCUGACACCUCCCAUCCUCAGGUUCUUCCUGUGGGGGCGGGCCGGCCCGAGCCGGGAUCAGUGCCUCACCAUGUCCAAGAGGGGGUCCGGCGGCCGAGCCAAGGGGGAGCGGCCCGAUGCUCUAGCCGCCCUGCAGGCGGCGAAUGAGGAGCUGAGGGCCAAACUCACAGACAUCCAAAUCGAAUUGCAGCAAGAGAAGACUAAGGUCAGCAAGUUAGAGCGGGAGAAGUCCCAGGAGGUGAGGCAGGAGCAGCACAAGUCGACGGUGGUGGUGACGGAGCUGAAGGCCAAGCUGCACGAGGAGAAGGUGAAGGCCCUGCACUGCGUGCGUGAGACGCUGCUGCGGCAGCACGAGUCCGAGCUGCUGCGGGUCAUCAAGAUCAAGGACAACGAGAUCCAGCGGCUGCAGGCGCUGGUCAACGCCCUCCGCGACGGCUCCACCGACAAGGUCAAGACGGCGCUCUUCGCCGAGGCCAAGGAGGAGGCCAAGCGCGGGUUCGAGAGCGAGAAGAGCAAGAUGCAGCAGGAGAUCUCCGAGCUGAAGGGCGUCAAGCGGCAGAUGGAGGAGGCGCUGACUCUGGCCGUGCAGGCCGACAAGAUCAAGGCGGCCGAGAUCCGCAGCGUCUACCACCUGCACCAGGAGGAGAUCACCCGAAUCAAGAGGGAGUGCGAGAGGGAGAUCCGCAGACUGAUGGAUGAGAUUAAGGUAAAAGACAGAGCAGUCUGCCUGCUGGAAAAGGAGCUGGGCGUCCAAGCAGGGCACACUCAGAGGCUCCAGCUCCAAAAAGAGGCUCUAGAUGAGCAGCUUGUCCAGUUCAGGGAGGCUGAGCGACAUCUGGCCAGCCCCAAACGAGAGGCCCCUUAUGCAAGUGGUGCAGGAGACGCCUCUGAUCAUUCAGGAAGCCCUGAACAGCAGCUGGACGAAAAGGACGCGCGGCGCUUCCAACUUAAAAUCGCUGAACUGAGCGCCAUCAUCCGCAAACUGGAGGACCGCAACGCGCUUCUUUCCGAGGAACGCAACGAGCUGCUGAAGCGUCUCCGUGAGGCCGAGAGUCAGUACAAACCUCUGCUGGACAAGAACAAGCGUCUGAGCCGUAAAAACGAGGAGCUGGCCCAUGCCUUCAGACGCAUGGAGAACAAGCUGAGAUUCGUCACCCAGGAGAACAUCGAAAUGAGAGAGAAGGCGGGAAGCAUUCGCCGGCCCAGCUCCCUGAACGACCUGGACCAAACUCAAGAGGAGAGAGAGAUCGAGUUCCUCAGGCUGCAGGUGCUCGAACAGCAGAACAUCAUUGACGAUCUGUCAAAGGCGCUUGAGACAGCUGGAUAUGUGAAGAGUGUAAUAGAGCGGGACAUGUUGCUGAGGUACCGGCGGCAGAGAAAGAGAGUCAUCAAGCCCUGUAAGCCGGUUGUGGAGACGUUCUUCGGGUAUGACGAAGAGGCGUCUUUGGAUUCAGACGGGUCCUCCAUAUCCUACCACACGGACAGAACACCCUGCACGCCGGACGACGACCUAGAAGAUGGCCUGAUCAAAGAGGAGACGGAGCUGAGGUUUCGUCAGCUGACCAUGGAAUACCAGGCUCUCCAGCGCGCCUACGCACUCCUACAGGAACAAGUCGGGGGGACGUUUGAUGCAGAGAGAGAAGUAAAGACAAGAGAACAACUACAGGCAGAACUCAUCCGGUACCAAACAAGAAUAGAAGACCUCGAGUGCGCUUUGACCCAGCAAGGCCUGGACGUGAAGUGGAUCGAGGAGAAGCAGGCCUUGUAUCGCCGAAACCAGGAACUUGUGGAAAAGAUCAAACAGAUGGAGAUGGAAGAAUCCCGCCUGAAACAUGACAUUCAGGACGUCAAAGACCAAAACGAGCUUUUAGAAUUCCGUAUACUAGAACUAGAAGAGCGGGAAAGGAGGUCCCCAGCCGUCAACUUCCACAACAUCCAAUUCACGGAGGGCAUGAGCCCCCUGCAGGUAUACUGUGAGGCAGAGGGCGUCACGGACAUCAUCAUCACCGAGCUCAUGAAAAAACUGGAUAUUCUGGGGGAUAACGCCGUAAGUAAUCUCACCAACGAGGAGCAGGUGGUUGUCAUUCACGCGCGGACCGUUUUAACUUUAGCAGAAAAGUGGCUGGAGCAAAUAGAGGUCACCAAAUCAGCUUUACAGCAGAAAAUGCUGGACAUUGAGAACGAGAAGGACCUGUUCAGUAAACAGAAGGGGUAUUUGGAUGAAGAGCUGGACUAUAGGAAACAGUCAAUGGAUCAAGCACAUAAGAGGAUCCUGGAGCUGGAGGCCAUGCUGUUCGACGCGCUGCGGCAGGAGGCCGGGGCCAAGAUGUCGGAGCUGCUGUCCGAGGAGGAGCGGGAGACGCUGCGGCGGGCCGUGGAGCAGUGGAAGCGGCAGGUGAUGAGCGAGCUGCGAGAGAGGGACGCCCAGAUCCUGCGGGAGAGGAUGGAGCUGGUCCAUCAUGCACAGCAGAGAAUUAAAGAGCUUGAAGAAUGGAUUGAAGCACAGAAACGACAGAUAAAAGAAUUAGAGGAAAAGUUUUUAUUUUUAUUUUUGUUUUUUUCUUUAGCGUUUAUUCUCUGGUCAUAGUUCUCCAGGCAAGCCAGAGCAGGUCUGCAGGCAAUUUUCUACAUUUUCUAAAAGAGGAGAGGAGUCGGCCAAGACCUUUCCCAGCGUGCAGACCAUGCUCGUGAAGAUCUGUUUUUCGCGUGUUCGUGCGCAUGGAUAAGCUGGGAGACAACAUGACGCCAGCUUCAAAGGAUUUGCCAAGACCGUGGAUUAAAAAAAUAAUAAUAAUUGUUCUGCCGAAGACUGAAACCGUUUCGUGAAAUAAGCUUAAAACCUUGAAAGGGUUACUCCUCACCUGGGAGCUUUUGAAUUGGGAAGUACUGAAUUCCUUGUGCACGGAAGUUUAAGGACUCUUAAAUUGACGAUUUUUCUUUUUUCUUCCCUGCUAAGCAGGUGAUGCUUCCAGCCGCUUCCCUGUGGAAGCAUGACUAAAGAGAGAGAUGCACUGUAUUGGACUGUGGCGUACGCACGCCAAAUCCGCAGACCCCUCACUCAGUGGAAGAUGCCAGGGUCCUCAGUCUUAGUGUUCAAAACAAAAUAUAAGCCAAACAAUGGAAGUAUAUUUUCCUUUUUAUUUAUUUAUUUUUUUUAUUUUUUUAACAAACUGGAUGAGAUUUUGAUAUAUUUCCCAGAAGAAGAAGGCAACGCGAAGGGCCAGUUUCUUUUUUUUGUUGUUAUUUGUGUUUUUUUUUUGAAUGGAUGGAAUCUCAAGCAAAGCUUUUAAAGACAUUUCUAUUUGACCGCGUAUAUUUACCUCAAUCACUUGGUGCUUGCGAGACUUUGACAAACGAUCUAUGGACAGGAACCUUGAAUAGGCAUCACAGUGACAGAAAAGUCUCUUUUGCGAGUAGAGCUAAAAUAGUGCUUCUACUUGCAGUGUCACUCUAAAAGUGGGAUAUCUAUCUCUGAACCGAAAUAGGAUGUUCGAAUAUACAGUAAAAGUGCACAGAAGAACUGAGGAUAUAGACAAGAGAUUAUAAGGCAUGUUUGAAUGCUUGAAUGAAUGAGAUGUCAUUUCCUGGUGUUGAAACCAAAUAAAACAAGACCCAAUCUCAACAAAUGAAGUAAACAGUGAGCUCUUAGAAUCCAGUAAUAGUGAUCAUAUUGGCUGCAGAUCGAAGCAAUUCACAGGAUUACUGUGGGAGCCCCUGAGCCUUGUGGCCAACGUCCUUUAGAAGAAAUCUCCUCUUCCAGGGGGAAGAAUCUCGGAGGCAGAAACGCUUCCUAACCAGCUGUGCGACACUGCCAGGCUCCCCUGACCAAUUCUGAACAGCUAUCAACCAGGUUCUGCAUCAGUUUUCCAUUGGAAUUAACCAUUUGUGCUUCCAUGCACUGUCUUUAGGUUUGUUCAUAGGCUACCGUAUGCAUUACUGGACAUACCAUCUUAGAAAACAAGUUCUGUGAAUACAGUAUGUGAUACAAGUAAAUCCAAACUGUUGGUUAAGUUUCAGCCGCAGAUGUGUCUCAAUCUACUCAAAUAUCCAGACGCUGUCCAAACAGAGUCCUUCAUGAAAUCUGCUGUCCAGUGAACUGUCAGUACCUGAUAUAUACCACAUCCACACCCUGCAGCGAAACAGUUGAAAUGUUGUUCAUUUUUUUUCUCAUGUUGCAUUCAAUUUGUUUUGCUGUGUGAGUUCAAAUGCAUGGAGCAAGCAGCCCCAGGCUUCCAAUCUGCCAUGUGUGGUUAUUGUGUCUCUGUUCUGGCAUUGUUUUAUCAACGCUACAGACUGGAUCACUGUCAUAUAUUCACUUCACACAUUUACAGUAACCUACAAAAAGCUAAAAUGGCGACAGAGUGGUUUAACUCUACUAUGCAGGCACCUCUGUAAAUGCCUUAAUUUAGAUUAUAUUUUAUGAGGACCCUUUGGCAUUUGGCCUUCUGGGAAACAGUUGGAGAAAACUAAUGAAUGGUGUACCAUGUUUUUUGCACGAUUAGCUAACUUUGGCUGGGCACAGAUGCAUUGCUCUGUAUUAUUUGAUGCGAAAGCAAGUCAAUUAAAGGUAAAACAUGCCAUUUAACACUCAGGCCAGUCUUCUCUGUCUAUACGUGUGGGGAAGGGGCAUGUAAAUGAAAUAUGAAAAAUGAAAUAUGUGAACUAUGGAAGGUACCAAAAUUUGCCAUAAAUGGGUAGUUGGCCUGCAUGCUGUGUAAUGUCCUCUCUGCUUUGUUUUGUUUUUGAUUUUUUUUUUGUU
Megalops cyprinoides (Indo-Pacific tarpon) is the source of this 4960-nucleotide messenger RNA. It is a transcript of the gene jakmip3, whose product is annotated as Janus kinase and microtubule interacting protein 3. Bases 272 to 2788 code for a protein of 838 amino acids. Lineage: Eukaryota; Metazoa; Chordata; Actinopteri; Elopiformes; Megalopidae. Gene Ontology annotation, molecular function: kinase binding; microtubule binding. The record is from RefSeq and is a predicted model, not a curated record. The transcript has 25 exons.